AUGCAAUACUUCAAGGUCGAUGAAUCCGAGCUCGUGGGCCUGAAGGACAAGGUCGCCCUGGUCACCGGUGGCUCAUCUGGGAUCGGCCUCGCGACAGCAAGACUGUUUCUCGACAAGGGUGCACGCGCUGUCGUCGUCGCAGACAUCCAACCUCCCCCCGACGAACUCGGGUCUCGAGUGCUUUACGUCAAAACCGACGUCGCGUCGUGGAAGGACCUCGUGAACUUGUUCCAAACAGCCAUCGAUCGAUAUGGCCGCAUGGAUGUCGUGUUCGCCAACGCCGGAGUCGCCGACUCGAUCGACUACGUGAACUUGAAAGAGCACGAAAAGCAGCUUCUGGAGCCGAGUCGACGCCCCAUCGAGAUCAACCUGUUUGGAUGCCAGAAUACCGUCGCUCUCGCAGUCCACCACAUGCAACGGCAACUGCCGCCGGGCGGGAGUAUCGUCAUGAAUUCAUCCGGGGCAGGCUACGUGGGCGUGACUUCAGCGUCGUACACCGCCGCUAAACACGGCAUCAUUGGCUUCCUCCGCGCCAUGAAGAUGCAGCUCCAUCCCAAACUCCCCAUCCGACUCAACGCGGUCGCCCCAGGAUGGACACAGUCCGCCAUCACCGCCGGUGUCAUCGACACGUUCAAGUCCGUGGGCGUGCCGAUCCAGCCGGCCUCUGCCAUCGCCCUCGCCGUGGGCAAGUUAGCGACGGACCCAACAUACCACGGGCAUGCGCUUUUCGUCUCCAACAACGAAUGCGCCGAGUUUGAGGAGCCCAUCCAAGCGGAGACGGCCAGGUGUAUAGGUGCCUCGAACGGUGACGAGCAGCAGUUCCAGGACCUCAUGAUGGCGCUGAAGAAGCAUCGCGAGAGAAAAGAACAGGGAUAG
Molecule: messenger RNA, 876 nt
Organism: Fonsecaea erecta
Lineage: Eukaryota; Fungi; Ascomycota; Eurotiomycetes; Chaetothyriales; Herpotrichiellaceae
Exons: 2
Coding region: 1-876 (291 amino acids)
Source: RefSeq, a predicted model, not a curated record